Pediculus humanus corporis (human body louse) is the source of this 2265-nucleotide messenger RNA. RefSeq lists its product as uncharacterized. The coding region runs from base 1 to 2265 and encodes 754 amino acids. The transcript has a single exon. The record is from RefSeq and is a predicted model, not a curated record. NCBI's taxonomy places the organism in Eukaryota, Metazoa, Arthropoda, Insecta, Psocodea, Pediculidae.
AUGUCAACUUUAACUGAUCGAAGUAUAUGGUCUCUCGAAGAAGGAGACUCAUUGGAAAAUGUCGACAAGGAAAUAAAAUUGGUGAGCACGAGCUCAGAUUCAUAUUCGAUAGGAAACAAAGAAAAUAAAACGGAAUCAUCCAAGGAUUUCGAUGGACAAUAUUCUUCGAACGUAAUGUUAUUAGAUAAAGAAAAAAUUACAAAAUUAAAUACGAAAUUUCAUUAUUCGUGCGACAAUUUAAAUACUCAAUUAAAAGAAAAUGGCGUUGAUAAAGACGUUAAAGAAAUUGGAAAUAAUGGCAUUUGUCGUUCUUCCACUCAUUUAGAUUUAAAUGUCAAACGCAAUGCUACGAAUAAAUUAGACAAAUACGAUCACGUACAAAGUAAAGUAAAACAAAAAUAUUUAAUGAAUAAAAAUCAAGGGCCUAAAAAAAAAAACAUUAUAUGUAAUUUACCCGAAACUAAAAGUAGUGACGUCAAUAAUAAAGAAUAUUUAGAAGAGAUAAAUAGGCAAUUGAUAAAAGAAUUAGAAGAAAAAAAUGCAAUUUUAUCAAUACUCCAAGACAAUUACGAACAUUUAUUAUUUAAAUAUGCGGAAGCACAGAACAGAAUCGACGAACUACGAUUUAAAUGUGUCACGGAAAAUCGAGAAUGUAAAAACUCGUCGCAAAAAUCAAACAAAUACGAAAAAGGUCAAACCCCCCCCAAUCAAUGCAUGCACGCAAGUGAAAACAUAAACAAAUCAAUCGUCGAUAAAAGUCAAAGGAAUUUAAUUAAUCCGAUAAUAAAAGUUGACGAACCUUACACUCAAGGAGCAAGUAGCAACGCAGGCGUACCUGUACCGAGCAGACCAAUAUCCUUACCUUUAGAAGAUUUAAAUAAAUUAAACGAUAAAGAUUUGAUGUUGACGACGAAAGCAACGACACCGACGGAUUCGGAAGGUUUAAGCAGUGUUAUAACAAGCAUGAGUGGACACAGUAAAUUAUUGAAUUCUUUGGACGAAGAAACGCAUAAAAAAUCAAAUUUGUUAGAAUUUCCCAAUAGUGAUUUCAUGUUGGGAGAAAAAACAAUGUUGGCUAAUGAUCCUUUUGACAAAGUUAAAAAUUGGCAAAAUUCACUACCACCUUUAGAACAAAUAGAAACACCGGAAACGGCUUUAUAUAACGUGAACCAAAGUAAAGGCUCCGAAGAAUAUAGUUCGAACGGUACGAAAUAUAGCGAAAUGAUAACGUCACCGAAAAACGAUAACGAAUAUAUAUAUUUGGAAGACUCGUGUCCGCCCAGUUGGAGAGACGAACACGUUAAUUAUCAAACAAAUUCCGUCGGGAGACAAAACAACAGCAUUAAUUGUUACGAUGGUGAAAUAUCAGACGGUGUUGUGGAAUAUCGAAAAAAAUACGUUGAUGGAUUCGACGAUGUAAAACCGUUAAAAAACGACUUGCCAUCAAGUUGCAUAGUAAAAAAACGUGACAAACCGAUGCUCCUCAGAUGUUCCUCUCUUCCCGCAUACGAUUACGACAGUUUUAAAUCCGAAAACAGCAAAAACGGUUUUCACAUUCCACCGUUAGAUUUAACAAAUAUCACGCUGUCGGACGAAGAAUCAUAUUGCCAAAAACUUUCUUGCGAGUCUAAAAGCAAUAAUCCGUCGUAUAGCAAUACAAUCGAACGAUCCCAACGAACAUCUCAGACGUCGACACCUUGCGUCAACAAAACGACAAAAGAUGACGAUGAAAAUCAUUCUGUGAAAGGUCUUAGACAAACGGUAAACAAAAGCACGUCUAUAACUCCGGAUAAACACGCGGAUUUGGAUUCGUUUUAUCCAACGAAAUUAAAAUCGACGAGUUCGACGACGAGACAGAACAACAAUUCAAAUUCUUGCAUACAAAAAUGCACGGAUUGCCGAAGGGAAAAAAUACAAAAUUGGUGCACGAUAUGCGGGGAAACAAUGGCGGAAAAAGAAAACGAUCACUCGUCAAAAACUAAAUCCAUACGUUCGUGCGAUUGUGCCAUAAAUACAAAAAACACUAAUUUUAAAAAACAAAAUCCGUUUCAAAAGACGCGGAUUAAUAAUAAACCUCCGCCAUUUAAAAGAUCAAUGUCGUUUAAUUCGGACACGAACGCGACGAGUAAAUAUCGUACUCACGAUGACCUCAUACCACCUUUCGAAGAAGAAAAUUUUAAUAAUUUCGAAGAGUAUACGAGAAAUUUAAAAGCGAGAUCACAAGUCGUAAUAAAUGCAUUAUCGGCCCACAUAAAAAAUUCCUAA